Bacidia gigantensis is the source of this 3414-nucleotide messenger RNA. RefSeq lists its product as uncharacterized. The coding region runs from base 1 to 3414 and encodes 1137 amino acids. The record is from RefSeq and is a predicted model, not a curated record. Lineage: Eukaryota; Fungi; Ascomycota; Lecanoromycetes; Lecanorales; Ramalinaceae. The transcript has a single exon. Gene Ontology annotation, molecular function: deSUMOylase activity. Gene Ontology annotation, cellular component: nucleus. Gene Ontology annotation, biological process: protein desumoylation.
AUGCAGAUAGUCGCACCGGUGGAGACUCUGCGGAACGAUGAUGCUGAAGCCGAUACGAAUUUGAUCGACGCAUAUUCAGACUCCAGCCCUCUUGCGCGCAAACUCAGACGGAUGCCAGGAACUUACCCAGACUCUCCUGUCCGCUCGUUGCACGAGCAGGUAUUUGAGCGUCCGCUGAUUGACGCAAGUUCAAUUAUUGUACCGGAAAAUAACACGAGCGACCAUUCAAUGAUUCUAGACCGUGAAAAUGUGGUCAGCGCAGAUGGAGCCAUGCAUGUAGCAGCUUCAGAUCCUUCAAUUUUGUCCAUACAGCAUAUGAGUCGAAAAAGAAAGAUGUUAUCUGCGAAUAAGAGGCUGGCCUUGCAAGAAGCAUGGGAAGCCCAAUAUGGUAAAUUCUCACAGAUGCAGCCGCUUCCAGUGAGGAGGCCCUUGCCAAGAAAAUCGUGCUUACGGGGACAUCCGAUACCGCCAAGCAUGCGUACAGGCAUUACUUUCCAUGAAAGCCCAAGUACUGGUGCACCUGUCACGAAGAGAAAGCGCUACGAUGAAGAGCUACCAACAUAUUUGGCGAUGGGACAUACAUCGCCAAAGUCACGCCCUAACUCGACCGCUUCUACUUUAUUCAACAGACCGAUAAAAUAUACCGAAUUCCCAUUCCAGACAGCGAAACUUCGCGGAGGCGGCAUUCCUUCCCAACAGGAUUUCAAACCCGACUUUGAUGGCGAGUCUAGUAUUGUUAGCGCGACUAAGGGCACGCAAAUCCUGCAACAGCCGUCGCCGCCGACCGAAGGGUCUCCCACAGGCGCAGUCGAAGUUUCAGGCACCGGAAACGCAUUCUUAGAGAUGGCAAACCGUCGUAACGAUAACAAGGAGCAACUCGAAAAGCCAUCCCAACCGCUGCGAGGAGCAAAGCUUGCCUCGAAUGAAGCCGGAAACCUAGUCUCCAAUCAAGCGAACCCUGCACCUCAAACUGUGGUAUCUCAGGAAUCUAGUGGCGGACCUUCUCACCAGUCAGCCCCGAUCGCACUACAGUCAGUGCCCGUCUCAGCAGCGAGCACAAAGCAAGACUCCGCCACGGGAAGCGAGGUACCCCAACAGAUAGUGCACAACACACCAGACAAGAAUUCAUCGCAACUAUCUGAGCAUGAUAUAGACCGAGCUCCAAUCAUCGAUACGAACGAGCUAUCCGUUCCAACAAAUCAGCCUUCUUACAGGGCAAUGUUUCAGGAGACUGACGACAAAUCAGUCACACUAAACUGCCGCGAGGAGAUGGCUAAAGGAAAGAAAUCAUCGCAAUGGUCACCCGCGCCUAUGCACGCUACAGAUCGAGCUUCUAUUUUUGACACAAACGGGCCACCCCUUCCGACAAUUCAGCCUUCUCAGGCGGCAGUAUUUCAGGAGACUGACGGCAAAUCGGUCACACUAGACUGCCCUGAGGGGUUGAAAAAUAGAGGAGAUACUACCCAAAAGAUUCCGAAGAAGAGCUGGACAACGAUCGCAGAAGCUUGUGACUCGACCUAUAUCCCGACGGAGGCAGCAACCCAAGCGACAAUGUUUCAGGAGGCUGAUAAGAAGUCAGCCAUACUACACUGCCAUGAGAAGCUGGAUCAGGGCAUCAUGGGCAGCGCCGCAUGCGAAAUCGUCGCACAAGGACCACAGAACCGAAACCUGUUUUCAGCAAGCAGCAGAUACGAAAGCGCACCCCAACCAAAAUUACUUCCACCACAAUCGAACCCCCAAGAAGCGGUUUUUCAGGAGACUGACAAUAUGUCAGUCAGACUAGACUGCUUUGAGGGCGUGGAGAAAGGCAAAGGGAAAUCUAUGCCGGAGUUCGAUGUAGGGCCUCCAGCAAACAGCAAAGCAGAAAGCCCAAGUCAAGAAAGUCUUGCACUUCUAUCACCGAGCCGUGCGACAUAUUUUCAGGAGACGGACGACACGUCAGUCAUACUAGACUAUGCCGAGGAUGUGAAGAAAGGAAAGGGGAAGUCUAUGCCAAUGUGCGACGUAGGAUCUUCAGUAAGCAGCAAAGUAGAAGGCGCACUCGAAGAAAGCACCCUUGCACCUCUAUCGCAAUCCCAAGCGGCAGUGUCUCAGGAGACCGACGAUAUGUCAGUCAAACUAGACUGCCCCGAGGAUGUGAAGAAAAGAGACGCGAUGCUUGCUCAGAAGGCGGUUGUGGGACACUCUCCGAGUGAUCAACUAACAGUCAACUCGUUUCCGGAAGUUUUCGACAGAUAUCCAAAUACGAGGUCAAAGUUCGUCAGUACGUCAGCGCGAAGCGACGCAGGUGUUUUGCAUGAAAGGGAGGAGGGAUUAUGUCUUGACCCCGCCGGAGACGUUUCAGAGGCCGUUUCCACAGCUCCAUCAAUUUCCUCAGCACAUUCGUCAUCGCAAGACUUGACGGCAGGCGUAGAAAAGCUGGGCCUUUCUAUUACAGCUGCUCCUCCUACAACAAGCUCGGACCGCCGGUCAAGUCGCCGCGUUACCGAGAAAGCAGCUAAGAAAGCUGAGGAAGCAGCCCGUAUUGCGAAGGAAGAGAGGGAGGCUCGAGAACGAGUAAGGAGAGACACUAACGAGCAAGCUCUUCGUGACGGGGUGCGUCGAGUACCGAGUCAGAAGGUCAUUCAACCUCUUCCUGAAGGGGCCGGGAAAUUAAUUCAGGAUGCUUUAAGUAAACCAAUGAAACAUUGUGUUGCGGUAAUGAGUACCGAAUGGGGGCCAAGGAUCACGAAGACAGAUAUAUCACGGCGAGACAUUGGGAUGGUACUCCCACAGCCCGGCACUGAGGAUAGCGCAGCCGGAUGGCUUAACGAUACCAUGAUAGACGCAUACAUGCAGCUGAUUGUUGGUUAUGAGAAUAAAAGACAGGGACACAAACGUAACGAGCGACCGAAAGUUUAUGCAUGGAACUCUUAUUUCUACAAAUCGCUGAGAGAUAAUGGUUACGGAUCUGUCGCCAGAUUCGCUCAGAAAAGGAAUUUCGGAGGGCAGGCACUAUUACAGAUGGACUAUAUCUUCAUCCCGGUCAACGCAACCGGAAACCAUUGGACGAUGGCAAUUGUGUCUCCGAGGCGACGGACUAUCGAAUAUUUUGAUAGCUUUCACGGGACUUCAGGUCCACAUAUACGGAUCAUUAAAAGCUGGCUCAAAGGAGAGCUUGGGAAGUCGUAUGAGGAGAGCGAAUGGACCGUCGUUGAGCAACAAGGCUUGAAGGGCCGCGGCGGAGGCCCGGCCCAGAAUAACGGCAGUGAUUGCGGGGUCUUCGCAGUCACGACUGCGAAGAUGGUGACUCUGGGGGUGGAUCCAAUGGCCGUUUCCGCGGAUGAUAUGCCUCUGCAGAGGCGGAGGAUUGUUGCCGAAGUUAUCAACGGGAGUUUUGAUGGCGAUUUUGCCCCGAUUGUGGAAUUUUACUGA